This is a messenger RNA of Sporothrix brasiliensis 5110, 240 nucleotides long. RefSeq lists its product as uncharacterized. Gene Ontology annotation, biological process: DNA damage response; protein dephosphorylation. Gene Ontology annotation, cellular component: protein phosphatase 4 complex; nucleoplasm. Bases 1 to 240 code for a protein of 79 amino acids. The transcript has 2 exons. The record is from RefSeq and is a predicted model, not a curated record. NCBI's taxonomy places the organism in Eukaryota, Fungi, Ascomycota, Sordariomycetes, Ophiostomatales, Ophiostomataceae. Gene Ontology annotation, molecular function: protein phosphatase activator activity.
AUGGCACACAACGUGCCUCAUCAGAUGAUCGACCGAAAGCGAGUCAAGGUCUAUGAACUACGCAAUAAUGACUGGUUCGAUCGUGGCACCGGGUUUUGCUCCUCGGCCUUCGUCACUAAUGACGACGGCGAGGUGAGCGAACCACGCAUCGUCGUGGAGUCCGAGGAUGCGCCUGACCGGUUGCUCCUCGACACGCGCAUUCAUCACGACGAUGGCUUCCAGAGACAGCAAGGCAUGUGA